AUGUAGAACUAAAUUAGGUCUAAGAGAAGAUGCAAGACGAUGAAGAAUGUCAAUCAUGAUUAAUUGAUCGAUUCAAUUAACACUCCCAGGGAUUAGGACAUCACUUUAAUCAAUUUUGUUGAAAUAAAAAGGUUUUGCGAUUUAUUGUAAAUAUAAAGAUAAAAGGAUAAAGCAUUGAAAUAAUAAUAAAAACGAGAACAUCUUAGGAACCUAUUGGCCAAGAAAUUCAGACUGAUUUAUAAUUAAUUUUGGAAAGACAUGAUGAAGGAUUAAAAAAGAAAUCUUUUCUUCUUAUAUUUCCAGUAAAUUUUGAAUUCAACUAGGGUGACACAUCCAGAAGGUUUUGGGAUAUUAUCCUCUUUAUUACCUAUAUUUAAACGGCACAUAUAUUUGCCUUUGAGAAUAGCAUUUAUGGAUAAAAGUUCUUAGGGAGUGUAUGAAUUAGAUCUAAUUAACGAUAUAAUCUAUUGUAUUGAGUAUCUAUCAUUUUAUAUAGUUACAGACAUACUUUGUAUAUUGAGAUCUUGUUACUAUAAUCGAUAAAAUGUAUUAAUCGAAAAUUAGUGGUUUAUAUUUUUGAACUACCUAAAGGGUUGGUUGAUUCCUGACAUCAUCACACUCAUCCCCUUCGAUUCAAUUUAUGAGUAUUUAGUUCUAAAAAUGAUAGUUUUCACGUUUAAUAUCAUAAAUUCCCUAGAUUUCUCAGAGUUUUUCGUAUCAAUCGUAUAUUUAAAGUAUCAACAUUUCAUUAAAACAAAAAUUUUUAUUUUUAGUAAUUGGGAAAAUGUGUUUAAUAUAUUUAAUUCUUAUUAAUUAAACAUCUUUAGGAUUAUCGUAAAAUUUAUAUAUGGAUUACAUCUAUUUUCUUGUCUUUGGUAUUUGGCAUCGAAUAUCAAUGAUGAACAAUACUAAGAGGAUCAAGACUACUAAAGUAUAAUGAAUUAAAAUUCAGAAUACAUAAGGUCUUUAUUUUGGGCCUUACAGACAUUUUCAACUAUAGGUUAUGGAAACGAUGCUGCCAAAAAUUAUUCAUAGUAUAUAGUGGCGAUAUUGUGGAUGUUCUUGGGUGCUUCAUUUUACUGUGUGAUAUUGUUAAAUUUGUCAGAAUGGUUAAAGAAACUAAAUUCAGAAAGUGUGUAUGUGGAAAUGCAAAAUACUUUGAAGUUAUUUUUUAAAAAGAUUGAAGUCAUUAAAGAAGUGCAAACUAAGGUUUAAUUGUAUUUAGCAUUAAAUAUUAAAUAAAAUUAAGCUUGGUCCUUAAGCUUAUAAGAGUGGUUCCAAAAUUUACCGAUAACUAGGUAAAAAGAAAUUACUCUUUAUGUUUCAUAUAUUGAAAUGAUGCAGAUUCAUUUUUUUCGAUUAAAUCUCAAUUUUUCUGUAUCCAUCUUGCCAAAGAUGAUGCUAAUGAAAACUUAACAAAAUUGUAAAAUUUGGAUCAAAGAUGAAGUAGUAAAUGAAAUUUAUUUUCUAAUUAGAGGUAAAUUAUAAUAUAGAACUCAAUUUGGAAAAAUACUCCUCUAAAUAGAACAAGGGUCAGUUUUUGGUGAGCAAGAGUAUUUUAAAAAACUCAAGUUCUCAAAAUAACACACUAGAAAAAACUAUGCAGUUGCCAUUGAAUUGUGUGAAUACAUUAUUUUGAAUGCAGAUUAUUUUUUCUAAUAAAUGAGCUCAUUCCCAGCACUUCGUUAGUAUUUAGGAAUUGUUGCUCACAAUAGAGAACAAAGAAUGAAAGCUCAGAUUAUUUAUAACAGGUUUGAAAGGGAAAGGGAAAUAAUUAAUACUUUGAAGCUUGAGAAAAUUAAAGAAACCUGCAAUAUCGAUGUCACCAGAUAUAAAGGAAUGAUUAAACCUCUAAAAUCAAUCAUCUAUGAUACACAGCAUUCGCGAACUUAGUAAGUGCUUGAAUAAUUAAUUCAUAACAGAAGGAAUAAAAUAGAUAAAUUAAUGUAGCAAUUCAAAAAAGUUGUUUAGAUGAUAAUAUUCGCUAAUAAAUUAAUUGAGAAGCAGGCAUUAAAUGUUAGUAAAGUACAUCCACUAAUGAUUUUUCAUUAAUAACAAACACAAACAACUUUGAAAACCCUAUCUAAUGAAUCUAGGAUAUUUGUAUCAUAAAAAUAAUAAAUGAUUAAUCAAGAUCAAAAAGUUCAAUAAAACAUAGUAAUUAAAAUGAAAUAAUUUACUAAUGUAAGUUUCAGAAAACGUAGAUAAUAAAUUAGUAAUAAAAUUUGGAUUCACAAUUAAAGUAAAAAGUAUGUCUUACAAUAAAUGUUCAGAGUCAAAUGUCCAAAAUAAUAAAUUGAAAAAACUUUUAGUUUUUAAGGCAAUACCUUAGAAUCUGACGAUUACUCUCAUUAUGAGAGAUAAUUGAGAAUUUUCAGAAAUAAUUUUUAGGAUCUUAAGAACAUGAAAAAAUAUAUCAAAUAAUAUAAAGAGUUAUUGAAGAAAUAAAUAGGAGACUUAGAAAAUGAACUACUUAAUGUAUCUACUUAAAUUGAAAAACUAGAAUUAAAAGAAUGA
Messenger RNA from Paramecium tetraurelia, 2517 nucleotides. RefSeq lists its product as uncharacterized. The transcript has 3 exons. Lineage: Eukaryota; Ciliophora; Oligohymenophorea; Peniculida; Parameciidae. The record is from RefSeq and is a predicted model, not a curated record.